CCGAGUUCUCCAGCAGUGCCCUACUAUUGCCAAUGAUAGCGCACCUCUUCCACUCGCUAGCCACCGUUUGCACGUGUCUGUGAUCCGAAGUCGAUAUGGCAGCGAACCGGGUCGGGAGGAGAUGUAACAACAAGGUCCAUUCCCCGAGUAGGGGUCCAGGUAGGGACCCGGGGCUUAGCUUGCAGAAGAGGCAAGCACGGGUCACGGUAAAGUACAACAGAAAGGAGCUCCAAAGGCGCUUGGAUGUGGAGAAGUGGAUUGACUGUAGUCUGGACGAGCUCUAUGUGGGCAGGGAGGAGGAGAUGCCAGAGGAGGUGAACAUUGACGAGCUGUUAGACCUGAAGAGUGAUGAGGAGAGAACGCACAGGCUCCAGGAAAUGUUUCACACGUGCAAUAACACAGAGGUUUUCAUCAAGGAGCUGGUGUUGAAACUCCACGGGCUGCAGAAACAGGAGGACCUCCACAACAAUGGCAUCGAACAACCCCAGCUACACAUCUUCCCCAACCGGCAAAACUCUGCAGACCGAGAGGUGAUCUGAAGGCCCUGUUAUGAUACCCUUCAACCCCAGAACCCGACUCCCCAUCCCUCAGCCCGAUGCCACGGACCUCAUCUGAAAAACAUGGGGUCUUGCUGGUCUUUACACUGUGCUCUACACACUGUCAAAUACACAUCAAACAGCUAGCCAGAAUCGGACAACUUAUCACAAACUUUGCAGACACCUUAUCUUCUGUCCACACACACAACCACAAUGCACAGGCAGUCCCUGCAACAUUUGUACCUCUACGAUGUCAAAUGGAUUCUGUUUUAUUUUCGUUAACUCCGUGUCUGAAAUGUUUGAAACAUGCUGCUCUCUGUUGAGUCGCUACCGCUACUUGUGUCCUGUGUUUCCAUGAAUUGCUUUUCUUGGAAAACUCAUUAGGGUAUCGACUGUUGGUCGGUGUGUCUUAUGUUGUGAGAUGCACCUCUGAUUCUGUUUAGCUCAUAAACCAGAACCAACAAUGUCAGUCUGAAGGUAAUAAAGACUUUAUAGAGCUUCCAUAUACCCAAAUGGGUUAGUCAACGGUUCCUCGCUACAAGCAGGCCUACCAUAUUUUCAAACUGCAUCCAGUAACGUUAAGAGACAAUAGCUCAUGAGGGGAGAAAUAUUGUUGUGAUAUUCCCAAUCAUUUUAAUGACCAUAUAGAUAAAGCUACAAAGGAUAUUGUUUAUGAAGAGCAAGUAGUGUUGCUUGGUAGGUUGUCAACUGCCCCUCAGAAAGCCGGUUUAGACUAGCUAUUAAGGAUCAUUUAAGCUGUCAGGAAAACCACGUAAUUCAUUUCUUACCAAAGUGUUUGUAUAUCUGUAGAGGAUUUUCAGUCAGCUAAAGGAUAAAAACCCAACUGCUUUACUGUGCUCCUAUGUGCCACCUCAGGUACACAAUGUUUUUUUUUUUUUUACAUGAGUUUCAACACGGUUUGUAAAUGUGCAGAUCUCGGUUGUAUUGGUUUAAAUACAUUUUGAAUUCAAUGUUUCCUAGAGUAACUUUGAAUCAUUACCAGCAUAGUGUUUUAUAGAUUCGAGGCUGUCUUUACAUGCUGCUGUACCAUAGAGAAGGCCCGUGUUAACAAAAAUAAAAAAAAGAAUGCUGAGUCGUAUGGAUAAACAGCGCCCUCUUCUGGUUAAAUGUACUGAGUAAUUUACAACAACAUUACAUUUUGGGCAUGACAGUCUACUCUACACACAUUUGACAAACAGGGUGUUUAUUUAAUCCCAUAGGGAUCAACCCAUUUACCAUCAUUGUAAAUAGAUUGCUAGGGUGUGACUGAGGGUAGGUAGGUAGGUAGGUAGGUAGUAGCCUAUAUGAUGCGAACUUAAGUGUCAGCCCGAGGAUGCAUGUAAUAUCAGACGGGUCAGAUUUUUCAAGCACCCGUAACUUUAUCAUAGCAAUCCUACAGUAUGAACUCUUGCUCAAACCAAUCCAAUACUAUCUAAUCUGACAGACUGUCAUGGUUCAUUGGAAUAACCUGUAGAUGGCAGGAGAACACAAGUCAACAUUUCCUUUCUCAUUAUAUUAAGGACACCAUAGAGUCCGCUUCAGGAACGUCUUUAGUAAGAUACAACCAGAUACGCUUACAGAGCAUUAUGGGUACUGUAGUACAUCAUGCCGCAUCUCCUUUUAGCUCAGCAUCAUGCUACGGACAUUAGUCUCAAUUUAACAAUUUUCUGUGGAAUUUUCCGUUGCUCAAAAAAACGCUCUGUGUAUGUAUAUGUCUGUUUGUUGCUGAAGCUCCGCUGUUCCACCACAGACCAACCAGGCUCAACACACCUUUGUCUAUGUUUGUGAAGUAAACAUGACAAAUUCCACCCGGCAUUAAGGACUUCUGGUCUGUAAGGUGCACAUUUAGAAAUGUCUUCGUGUGUCAUGAUCAUGGAAUCAGAUGGACUUGUGAAGUGAACUUUCCCUGUUGACAUGAUGGUUUGGUAUGCGUAUGCAUUUAGACCUUGUAAGUGUCGUUCCACAAAAUGAUUGCCUUUUGCGUCCCUUUGAUAUUUGAAGUAGAAAUUGUGCACGACUAUUGCAUUUUAAAAGCCUGUUAUAUUAAUAAAUGUGCCCUUUUAAUACAGACUAGAUACAUUAUUCCUAUUUAAAAUCAGAUUUUUUUUAAUUAAGACUUGCUAAAGUGUAAAAAUUCAGCAUUUUGACAUGUCCCUCCGUGCACCCUCUGUGACUUCUAGGAAGAUUUUAACCCACUUAAUCUGCACAUUUCUCCCAAAUUUUCAUCAUCGUUGUAUUUUGCUGCUUAGACAAAGUCAAAGCCAUUUCUGAAAAUGACGAUUUAUUUAAUGUGAUUAGUGAAUCAUUUAUGUCUACCUCAUUUUAAAGUCAACCCUGUAACGUGAACUGAACUCUCGUUUUUAUGUGGUGAAACUAUUCCUUUAAAAAAAAAAUGUUUUAGCAAAAUAAACAUUGAACAUCUAAUAGUCAAACCAUAGAGUAAAAGCAGGUGAGCUGGUUCUACUAAUUUUGGCUAUGUUCUGGUGUUUUGUGGUGGGAAAAUGAGCUGGUCGAACAUAAGAUGUCAACCCUGUUACCCAUAGUUAGACAGGCUGUAAAUGUAAAAAGAAAUAAUAAAAUACAAAUUGUUAAGCUUAA
Salmo salar (Atlantic salmon) is the source of this 3134-nucleotide messenger RNA. RefSeq names its product protein phosphatase 1 regulatory subunit 14A. Gene Ontology annotation, molecular function: protein serine/threonine phosphatase inhibitor activity. The record is from RefSeq and is a predicted model, not a curated record. Gene Ontology annotation, cellular component: cytoplasm. Gene Ontology annotation, biological process: regulation of phosphorylation. NCBI's taxonomy places the organism in Eukaryota, Metazoa, Chordata, Actinopteri, Salmoniformes, Salmonidae.